UCCGGGGCGCGGGCGGUUGGCCGUCGGCAGGGCGGGCAGCAUGGGGUUCACGGUGGAGAGCCUGAGGGAGGCCAUGAAGUACAUGGUUGAGUCGCAGGGCUUCGACCGGGUGCUCCGCAAGAUGAAACUUCUUUCUGCAACUCCUGGAAAAAUUGUUUGUGAAAUGAAAGUAGAAGAGGAGCAUACAAACAGAGGUGGCACAUUACAUGGAGGUUUGACAGCCACACUCGUGGAUGUGGUGUCAACAACAGCGUUGCUGUACACAGAAAGAGCAGUGCCUGGGGUCAGUGUGGACAUGAACAUCACAUAUACUUCUGCUGCUAAGAUUGGAGAAGAGAUACUGAUUACAGCUCAGAUUUUGAAGCAAGGAAGAAAUAUUGCAUUUGCCAGCGUGGAUUUAACAAAUAAGGCAACAGGAAAGUUAAUUGCACAAGGUAGACAUACAAAGUAUCUAGGAAAUUAAUAUAAGAAAGUAAUUUAAAGAAGAGUAACGUUGGGCUUAAGAAUCCCUUACAGAAUGAUUCUCUCAUUUAUGCAAUAAGACAUCAUCUGCACAAAGUUGUGAUAGUCUAUAUAUUAGUCUCACUCCCAUAAUAAACACAUUUCUUAAUUACUACCAGAAUUGCUACAAGCCUAAAAUUAGUGCCUAUUUUGGGAUGAACAACAGAGUGGGAUAGCAUGGGGAUGCAUCUGGCGUUUUUUUGGUCAAGAUAGCAGAAGGAAAGAGCCUUUGGACCCACCAUAUGGUUUACCAGCAUGACAGUAUUUUAAGAGAUCUGUUUUCUUUGCCUGUGGUGUCGUCGUGUGACAAAGCAACCCUGUCUUCAGGUCCGUCACAGUCACAUUCAAACAGCACUACAUAUGCUUACAAACUAAACUACUUGUUCUGUAAGAUGGUAGUACAGAGUUCCUAUAACAUAGUGUGAAGCCAGUUUUAAAGUGUAAAGCAGGCUAAUACAGAAUGUAAUUUACUGAUGCUUUGAUGUAACAAAUUCAAAAGUAUUCAAUAAAGCUUUCUGAAACAACCUUUUUAAAGAUUA
Molecule: messenger RNA, 1040 nt
Organism: Gavia stellata (red-throated loon)
Lineage: Eukaryota; Metazoa; Chordata; Aves; Gaviiformes; Gaviidae
Gene: ACOT13
Product: acyl-CoA thioesterase 13
Exons: 3
Coding region: 41-463 (140 amino acids)
Molecular function (GO): fatty acyl-CoA hydrolase activity
Source: RefSeq, a predicted model, not a curated record